Messenger RNA from Aspergillus puulaauensis, 942 nucleotides. RefSeq lists its product as uncharacterized. The record is from RefSeq and is a predicted model, not a curated record. The transcript is spliced from 2 exons. The coding region runs from base 1 to 942 and encodes 313 amino acids. NCBI's taxonomy places the organism in Eukaryota, Fungi, Ascomycota, Eurotiomycetes, Eurotiales, Aspergillaceae.
AUGUCGUCCGCAGAAACGGUGGUUAUCGCUGGUUCCGGCAAUAUUGCCCGGUAUCUAAUCGAGGAGUUCAUUGCUGAUGGUAAAUACCGCGUCGCUGUCAUUUCGCGCAAUAACCGGCCGUUUCUCGAUGCUCUUGGAGUGGACGUCCAAAUAGUAAAGGAGUACAGUCGCGAGUCCGUACUCCCAAUAUUGGACUCCCUCCCCAAGACUAGGGCUCUGAUAUCGGCGCUGUCCACCGACGAUCCCACGACAUACACAUCACUGCAUGAAGCAUUGCUGUCCGCUUGUCGGGAUUCGAAAUCCUGCAAGCGUUUCAUACCAAGUGAAUUUCUCGGAAACACUAGAGACUAUGGUGUUCCACGCGGGCCCUCUCGCGCCCGCAGCGCUUUCCGCCCAAUCUUGACCAGCCAGAAAGACGUCACUUUCACUGUCGUCAAUCUUGGUUGGUUAGCCGAUUACUUUGUUCAAACACCAGGCUCACAGAAGACAUAUAUCCGCCCAUUUCCACAGGGUUGGCCUAUUGAUUUGGAAAAGCGGACCGUCCGUGUUAUUGGAACGGGUGACGAGCCUAUAGGUUGGACCGCGACAAGAGAUAUGGCCAAGGCAGUUGUUGCGUUGAUUCCGCAUGAUGACUGGCCAGAGUAUACUUGGGUUUAUGGCGAGCUGGGCACUUGGAAUCAGGCAAUCCAAAAAGUCGAGAAGUUUUAUGGAAUUAAACUGCAGCGAGAGUAUGCCAGCAAAGAGUCCAUAUCGGCCCGCCUUUCCAAUGAAGAUGACCUUGACGCGUGGUAUCGGGCAACUAUCGACGAGUGGUCACUUCUGGGUGCGACUGCGGUGCCCCGCGAGGAAGCCGAUCACCAACGGGAAAAGUACUUCAAAGAUGUUGUUUUCCGUGAUAUCGAAGCGCUACUGCUUAGCUCACAGCAUGUACCAAUUGUUUGA